Messenger RNA from Zophobas morio, 1758 nucleotides. RefSeq names its product pickpocket protein 28-like. The record is from RefSeq and is a predicted model, not a curated record. The transcript is spliced from 9 exons. Gene Ontology annotation, cellular component: plasma membrane. Gene Ontology annotation, molecular function: ligand-gated sodium channel activity. Gene Ontology annotation, biological process: sodium ion transmembrane transport. Lineage: Eukaryota; Metazoa; Arthropoda; Insecta; Coleoptera; Tenebrionidae. Bases 157 to 1758 code for a protein of 533 amino acids.
UAAAGCAUAUGAGGUGGUUGGACGACAAGUUUCCCUAUCCACUCAUGUUUAAUUAAAGCGAUUGCAGCAGUUGUUUUUUGAAUUAAAUUUCGCCAUUUGACUUGGUAGUCGUGACGCGAACUAUUUACUUCCACGUAUUCAACAUUAUUUCUAAACAUGAUAGUUGGUGAUGUUAACAUUGAAACUAAUAGAUUGAAAAAAAAAGAUUCCACGAAGAAGAACAACUUCACCACACAACUUAAAGAUUAUUUUACAGAAUACAGUGAAAAUUCAGGAAUUCAUGGAAUAAAAUAUCUGGGGGAACAAAACAGAACGAUAUCUGAAAAGAUUUGGUGGUUCACUGCAUUAUUGGCUGCUUUAUACUUAUGCGUGACUUUAAUAAUACGCACGUAUCAAAAAUGGGAGAGUUCCCCAGUUAUUGUAUCAUUUGCAACUAAGGAAACCCCCAUUUGGCAAAUUCCAUUCCCAGCGGUAACUAUUUGUCCAGAGACUAAAUCUUUGCCGACAGCUUUCAACUACACCGACAUGUUAUACAAAAAGUUACAGAACCGUCCAGUCACAGAAGACGAAGAACUAAAAUUUUCCUACAUAGCGUCUCUAUGCACUUACCACCCAGAACUAACAUACAAUCUAAAUGAUUUUGUUGACGCUGAAAACAUGUUCGAAUUUUUAGAAAAAGUCUCGCCCAAAUUUUUAGAAAAUAUUUCUGAUUGCUUUUACAUGGGCCAUGCUUAUAACUGUUCUGAUAUAUUUACACCUAUUGUAACAGAUGAAGGCCUAUGUUACGCUUUCAACCUAUUAAACCGUGAAAAUAUUUUGUCAGACACUGUUUUACAUUAUAACAACUAUCACUCUCUAACAAAAUACAGAGCGGAAUGGUCUUUAGAACAUGGUUACAAGAACUCAGCUGGCAAAAACACUUACCCUAGAAGAGCUCUUCAUGCCGGGGCAUUAUUUGACUUCGAAUUGAAAAUACAAACACUAGAUAACGAACUGGAUUUUACUUGUGGAAGUUCCAUACAAGGAUAUAAAAUACAAAUCCAUCAUCCUGCGAUGUUGCCAAGGGUUAAACAACAACAUUUUCGAAUACCAUUAGAUCAAGCUGUAAUAGCAGCCACAAUGCCUACAAUGAUUCAAACAUCAGAAGCAGUAAAAUCUUAUAAACCGGAAAGAAGACAGUGUUACUUCCCUUCUGAAAGAAAUUUGAAGUAUUUUAAAAUAUACACUCAACAAAAUUGUCAAAUCGAAUGUAAAACCAACUAUACCUUGAAAGUGUGUGGAUGUGUGGACUUUUACAUGCCACGAGAGAAAGGAACAAAAAUUUGUGGAGCACCUUUAAAAGUCUGCAUGCAGGAAGCAGAAGACCAGCUACUCUCAGAAGGAAUAGAAACAAAUAUACGUCAUGUACAAGGUCUGCAAGUGAAAAAUGACAUAUUGCAUCAAACCAUUAACAAAUGUGACUGUAUGCCAGAAUGUACUUCAAUGACUUACAUCGUUGAAAAUUCACAAUCAGAAUGGGACUGGGUUAGAAAAUAUCAAUUUGACCCUGAAUAUUCACAGUUUAAUAAGUCGAAAAUGCAUAUGUCCUAUCUGCAAGUUUUCUUCAAAGAUUUCUUGGCAAACUUUGGAGGUCUUCUUGGAUUAUUCACAGGGUUUUCGUUAUUGUCGUCGGUGGAAAUUCUGUAUUACCUAAGUCUGCGAUUGAUAUGUAACAUAAAACUAUAUGGCAUUAGAUAUUGGUCCGGUAAACACGAAUAA